UCGCCCCUGCUUGGCCUUUGCCUCCCACCCAAAGAUGGACGUUGUGAGUUCAAUAAUCUGCUCCUUGAUGAGGGAACUCGUGGAGAUUAUUAAACAUGGACCAUCAGAUGAACAUGCGAGCCACCAGGAAUCGAUGGGGCACAGUCUGAAACCUGAGCUAUUUGAAAUAUCUGGAUCCACUUGGUUUAGAGAGGAUUGGAAAAUAUCUGGUCCCCGAAAAUAUUUGCUGCUACUGGCAACUUUGGCAAUAACCAUAACCUACCAAGUUGGUCUGAAUCCCCCAGGGGGACUUUGGGCAAACACUGAAUCGGGACAAAGCAGGAGACAAGGAAGCAACAAGCUGAAAGAUGUACCAGGGAAGGGGAGCUGGACACUUUUCUCAUGCAGGGUAGUAGUAGCAUUUUGGUAUACCUGGCAAAAUCUGCUUGAAGACCAAGUGGGGAAUCGGACAAUUAUCUUAGUCACGGUUAUAGUAUGUCUUGUGUGUACCUUUGUGAUUAUGUUUAAAGCCCAAGCGGAUCGCAACCUUGCAAGCGCCUCGAGAGACUCUGAAUUGCUUUCCGUGACAAGUUAUAAGGAGACGAUUGAACCGGAAAAUACCAGUUGCUCCGACUGCAUGGCCGCCUGUAUUGCCGUAGCUAAAAUCCCAGCUACUUGGCUUGUCGGGUCUGCCUCUACACACCAUGCCACAGGAAACCGUGCACUCCUCUCUGGCUUCAAAAGUGUAGAUGGCCUCAACAUCCAUACGGGUGAUGGCGUGCGCAUGCCGGUCUGUGGACGUGGCUGCGUGAUUACGGAUGCGGUGGUUCUUCCCAACGUGUUGUUCGUGCCGGGGCUGAAAAAGAACAUUGUCUCAGUAAGUCAGCUCACUCAGCUUGGCUGCAGCAUUGUAUUCAAGCGUGACGCCUGCUAUAUCUCGGGUGCCACUGAUGGUACUACUAUUGGCAAAGCGCUUGUCGGAGAAAAUGGGAUGUUUAAGCUGGAAUUCCUCAAAGUCCCGCUUGUCAACUAGCCUGCCUUGGCCCUUUUCUGAUUCUGGGAGCCCCAUUUACGGUAAAAAAAUAUUUGUAAUUAUCUAGAUCUAAAUGAAUCUAUCAUUUAGAUUGUUUGUGUAUUUUACUAUUACAUCAUAUGAUAAUUUCCGCCUGUGAGGGAUGGAGUCCCUAUUAAGAAUAAAUACAUUC
This is a messenger RNA of Triticum dicoccoides, 1184 nucleotides long. RefSeq lists its product as uncharacterized. The coding region runs from base 35 to 1012 and encodes 325 amino acids. NCBI's taxonomy places the organism in Eukaryota, Viridiplantae, Streptophyta, Magnoliopsida, Poales, Poaceae. The transcript is spliced from 4 exons. The record is from RefSeq and is a predicted model, not a curated record.